This is a messenger RNA of Pogonomyrmex barbatus (red harvester ant), 1569 nucleotides long. It is a transcript of the gene Pus1, whose product is annotated as Pseudouridine synthase 1. The record is from RefSeq and is a predicted model, not a curated record. Gene Ontology annotation, biological process: mRNA pseudouridine synthesis; tRNA pseudouridine synthesis. Lineage: Eukaryota; Metazoa; Arthropoda; Insecta; Hymenoptera; Formicidae. Gene Ontology annotation, cellular component: nucleus. Gene Ontology annotation, molecular function: pseudouridine synthase activity; RNA binding.
AUAUAUAUAUAUAUAUUAGCAGAGAGAAGCCUGAGAACGGACAGCGAUUUAACUAUAACCUUAAUAUAUUACACAUAUUGAGGAAUUUAAGACACAAUCUUUUUAGCGAUUCUAGAUGACGUGAAUUUAAACUGAAAGAGAAAUUUGGAUUAUUUAUAAGUUAGGAGUUUAAGUGCCGCCAAUGUUGUACAGGACAAGACACUGUAUUUCAAGCAAUUUUUCAUUUCAUUGGAUAAAGAAUCAAUUAGAGAACAUUUGUCACAGAACUACAUCAGUUGCAAUGCACCCUACAGCCGAUUCUGAUAUAAAUACUGAUGUAAAUAUGCAUAAUAAGAGACCUAUAGAUGAUGACAGCGAGAAUAAAGCUAAGGUACAAAAGACGGAAUCAGAAAUGGUACAAAAAGUAAAGAGAAAAAAUCACGCUAUGUUGCUAGGCUAUGUUGGCAAAGAUUAUUAUGGUAUGCAAAGAAAUCCUGGUAUGAAAACUAUUGAGGAAGAUUUGAUUACAGCCUUAUUGAAGGCAGAUUUAAUAACUAUGAAACAUUUCGACAACAUUCGUGCCAUCAAUUUUCAAAGAGCUGCUCGUACAGAUAAAGGAGUAUCUGCGGUUAGGCAAAUUGUUUCGCUGAAGCUACCAGAGAAGGCUGAUAAAACAGUAAUAAAUGAAUUCUUACCUGAAGUGAUCAGAGUAUUUGGGAUAAAACGAGUGACAAAAGGUUUUAACAGUAAAAAUCAGUGUGAUGCACGUACCUACAGAUAUAUUAUUCCUUCUUUUGCAUUUGCGCCAGAAGACCAGACUUUGUUAAAACUUGGAAAAGAAGUUAAUGAAGAUGAGAGAAUCAAACAAUUAUCAAUUAUUGAUGGAAAACCAUAUACUGAUUAUAGAUUAUCUUCGGAAUCUUUAGAUAAAUUAAAUUCAAUUUUGAAGCUUUUAGAAGGUUCUCACAAUUUUCAUAACUUUACAUCAAAAGUGAGACCGUUGGAUCCACGCGCACGACGCUAUAUAAUUAGCUUUCAAUGUUCAGAAACGUUCGUUUCAAACGAUAUAGAAUUUAUAGUAUUGGAAGUUAAAGGACAAAGUUUUAUGCUGCAUCAAAUCCGAAAAAUGAUAGCAAUGGUAAUUGCAAUUGUGAGAAAUAUGAUAUCCGAAGAGACAAUUGAAGAAGCAUUUAAAACAAUGGAUAAAAUGGACAUACCACUUGCACCCAGUUUAGGAUUGUGUCUGUGUCAUGUACAUUAUGAUCAUUAUAGUAAAAGAUAUGGCACAGACGGUCUUCAUGAAACCUUAGAUUGGAAAGAAUGCGAAGAAGAAAUAGAAAAAUUUCAAAAAACAUAUAUCCUGCGACAUAUAGUGGACACCGAGAUUUCAGAACAGACAACAUUAAAAUGGUUAGCGGGCCUUCCUUUUUAUUCAUUUAGCAACAAAGAUGUUCUUCCUGUGGAUGAUGAUGAAAAACAAGAAACUAUGCAUGACGACAUUCAGAUGUAAAAACGUUUAAAUGUACAGCUCUGUACUUCUGUAUGAAAUAGACUAAGAAAUAUUAAAAAAAAUUUUUAAAUUACCUUUAA